Messenger RNA from Lathyrus sativus (Indian pea), 984 nucleotides. Lineage: Eukaryota; Viridiplantae; Streptophyta; Magnoliopsida; Fabales; Fabaceae. The record is from the annotation of a GenBank genome assembly.
AUGGAAUCACUAUUGAAGUUGCAUCAUCUUCAUGCACACAUAGGUUCAAAACAAAGCAAACCCAUUUCGCAUGUUCUUCCCAAAUCCACAAUUUCACUUCGUACACAACACAUGUUUGUUCAAUCAUCACCCAUUCUUACUGCUUCCUAUCGCCCUCUUCAAGUUCAUGCUAGUUCCUCUUCUUCUUCCUUUCAAUUCAGACAUUCAAAUAAAAUAAGGGUGGAUGAAAGUAAGAGCUUGACAUUAGAGAGCAUCAGGCACUCUUUGAUCAGGCAAGAGGAUAGCAUAAUAUUCAGUCUUCUGGAGAGAGCUCAAUAUUCUUAUAAUGAAGACACAUAUGACAAGGAUGCACUCUUCGCUGAUGGUUUUCGUGGCUCUUUGGUUGAGUACAUGGUCUGCGAAACUGAAAAACUUCAUGCACAGGUGGGAAGAUAUAUGAGCCCAGAUGAGCAUGCUUUCUUCCCAGCAUACUUACCUGAACCACAGCUUCCACCAUUGAAGUACCCACAGGUUCUCCAUCACUGUGCCAAUUCAAUCAAUAUAAACAAUUUGAUUUGGGACAUGUAUUUUAAGGAUCUCCUGCCAAGAUUGGUAAAACCAGGAGAUGAUGGUAACUGUGGAUCAGCUGCAGUUUGUGACACUCUUUGCUUGCAGGCUCUCUCAAAGAGAAUCCACUAUGGGAAAUUUGUUGCUGAGACAAAGUUUCUAGAAUCCUCUAAACUAUAUGAGGCUGCCAUUAUAGCGAAAGACAGGAAACGGCUGAUGGAGUUGUUGACGUAUGAAACAGUGGAGGCAUUGGUGCAGGAGAGAGUAGAAAUGAAAUCAAGAACAUAUGGUCAGGUGGUAAAGAUCGAGGAAAAAGGUGAAGUAGUUGAUCCGGCUUAUAAAAUCGAGUCGGGCUUGAUAGGUAAUCUUUAUAGAGAUUGGAUAAUGCCUCUCACAAAACAAGUGCAGGUAGAAUACUUAUUGAGAAGACUUGAUUAA